AUGCUUGCAGAACAGUUGUCUCUGGAGGGGGUGGGGCGCCCGCAGCAGGGCCAUCGCCGACACAAGUUUACCGCCGUGGAGGAGAUGGAUUGCCCCAUCGGCGACAUCAUGAGUGUGCCGCUUGAUCGCCUCUGUCAAUUGGCGUGGCCUUUGCUGUGCUGCAGGGAGGGUGAGAAUUUGGGCAAACCUUUCAGAGUGCCACCAUUCUCUCAGACAGACGCUGACGACGCACAGCUUGCCCGUGUCAUUGUCGCCACGGCCACCGAAACCAUUCGCUUUUUUCGGAUGCAGCUGUGGUGGGGUCAAUUAUCGUGCCACACGUUGCGUACGGCGCUUUUUCAGAAGGCCCUGCAUGCCAUGUUGACCACGAGCGCUGUUAUUCCUUCUGGCCAGUCGGCAGAUUCCUUGUCACCUGCCGCCUGUGCGUUGGCUCCACAGAAUUUGGCAACCGAAGAGAGGACAUCGCCUGGGGGCGUUGAGGCGACGGGCCUGAAGUCUCAUCGUGGAUCAUUCGAUGGCUCCUCAACGGAUGAGGUUUCCCCUGGUAAAGCUCGCAUAUACGCCGAUAAAAGGAAGGUUGCGCCCAUGGACUGGGUUCUUCCGUAUCUUAGUGGUCAGGAGGAUGAGAGGUGGUUGUCAGAGAGGGUGCGAGAGAUAGUGGAUAUGACGUUUUUGCCCCACAACGAAUACCAAAAACAACUUGUCUCAAAUGCAGCUUAUGUAUCCGUGCAUGCACAACACCACAAGCGUGGUGCCCAGGUAUUUCUUUUUAUUUUGCAAGAGGUGUUGGAGCGUUGGAACGCCGCAACGGAGAACACUGGAGAGUUUGGUAUAUUUGCUUUUGGUGUCCUGCUGCCCAUUAUUGAUAUUGUCCGCUGUACAAAGUUCAACAACACCGAUAUGGUGACUGUGGGAAAAUUGCUCGAAGCGGUGCGAUUCCCAUCCCGUGGGCGUGGUCUCAGUAGUGAGUCUCUUUCCAAGGCCACAUUUGUCACGAGGUAUAAUCUUUCAUUGGGGGAGAGUAUGAUGGAGAAGGAUGUGGACGGGAAUGAGAAUGAGGAAAAGGAGGAGGAGGAGGAGACAGGCGGCCGAUCGCCACAGCCGCACACGUCUCUGCCGCCGCUAUUGACAAGGUGGGGAAUGCUCCUGGGCGAUCAAAUGUUACGAGAGCGAACACACAAGGCGGAUUAUGGGCAUAAUGCCAUUGCGUCCACGAUGGUAACCGAUAUGUUUCUAAUGGCUCCAUUGGCCCGAAAAGUGAGCGUAUACGUUCGUCGGGCUUCCUAUUGCGAGGGCGUGCAGCUGGUGUUGCUUCCAAGAGCCUCCAUCGCUG
This is a messenger RNA of Trypanosoma cruzi, 1333 nucleotides long. RefSeq lists its product as uncharacterized. The annotation marks the transcript as partial. The record is from RefSeq and is a predicted model, not a curated record. Lineage: Eukaryota; Euglenozoa; Kinetoplastea; Trypanosomatida; Trypanosomatidae. The transcript has a single exon.